UUUGCGAAGACAAUUUUGCUCUCUUCUCUUCUUCUUCUUCUCAAUCACUUUACUAUGGUAACGGGAAGGUGUUCGGGUUCGAGCGGUUCGGGAUGUUCUGCUUCUGCUUCGGCUCAUUCGGCGGCGGCGGAUCGGAUGGUGGAGGAGAUUGAGGCGGCGGAGGCGCUCGCGGACUUGGCGCAUUACGCGAUGCGCGAGGGUUCCGCAGCUGAUUCUGGAGGGGAUUGGACUCGCCGGAGGAAACGAGUCAAGAGCCAGUCUACGCCUCCGGCCGAAUCGGUGACUCUCUGCUCGGAUCUUCCUCAGCAGGAUAGAAUAAAAAGUCCUGAGCAAUCCGCAGAGGCGUGCAGGAAUGUGAUUGCCGAGCCAUCGAAGGCUCAUGAUCGGAGCGAAAAGAAUUUGAAGGUUAAGAAGGAAACUGAAUUACCUAAACCAAGUCUUAUAGGCUCUACAGAACCAGGCUACUCGUUGCUUGGUAUUGGCAAGUCAAGACGCAGUUUGACUGAGGCCGAAAAGGAAGCACGGAGAAUACGUCGAAUUUUAGCUAACAGAGAAUCUGCUCGUCAAACAAUUCGCCGAAGGCAGGCUCUUUGUGAAGAGUUAAUAAAAAAAGCUGCUGAUUUAGCAUCGGAGAAUGAAAGUUUAAAGACGGAAAUGGAAAUGGCGUUGAAAGAGUACCGGAUGUUGGAAACCACAAAUAAACAGUUAAAAGAUCGGAUGGCUAAGGUGGUAAAGGCUGAUGUGGAGGAAAUUCUGGGCAGUCAAUGCGUUCAGAUAACUCCAACUGCAGCUUCACCUUUGUUUUUGUAUAACCAUCCGCCAUUUACACCACUUUUUUGGUCUCCGGUCGCGCAAUCUCCAAAUUCUGUCCAAACAUCUCAUAUAGCCCAAAAUGCAAUUGUUAUGCCAUCAAACAUUCCUUUGCCAGCCGAGGGAAGGCAUGACUCUUGUGAACAAGAGAAUCUCAGGAAUACUAAUGGACCGGAAACUCCUCUUUAUAUUUUUCCCUGUCCUUGGUUUUUUCCUCACCUUGAUCCCGGGACUCUACUCCAAUCUCAGUCUUCAAUUUUUCAGAAAAAUAAACAAGAUGAGACUUCUACUAAUAACCAACAGAGUCCUACAUCCUCAAGAACCCCGCCCCACUGGGAGAACCAGCACUCCCAUAUGCAUACCAAGGUGAAAACAGAACCUUCUGGUUCAUUGGAGGCCAGAACUAAUAAUGAUCUCAAUGAACACCUGGCAGAGGUUGCUCAAGAUGGAGGAGAUCAACAAACAGGAUCUCACCUUAAAGGAAGUUUUUCCAAAGAAGCGCUUGUUACUCCCCUGCUGAUAAAACCCGUGGUGAUUCCAUCCACCAUAAAGCAUGAGAGUGGACCUCAAUUAGAUUCCACUCACCAUAUCAAGACAUCUGCAGAAGUUUGUCAUGCAACACCAGCUAUGGCUUUGCUGGAAAAGUUCCGUGAACCAAUCAUCUACUCUUGUAAAAAAUCAGCAGAGGUGGUUGCUGCGGCCGAGGCAAGAAAGAGGAGGAAAGAACUCACAAAGCUAAAAAACCUUCACGGUCGUCAAUGUCGGAUGCACUGUUGAGCUUUGAGACAAAUAGUUGUGUCUUGUGUUUAUUCUGUGCUUUCAUCGUAAGAGCUUCGUUAAUAGGGUAGAUAAAAUAACAGAGGGGUGAAAACUUGUGACUUUGUGUACAUGAUCUUCGAGGCUUCCUCAUUUUCUCAUAUAUGCUUCUUUAGGCAACCAGAAAUUCUGAUAGCUCAGCUGUUUUUUGUGGGGUAGCUUUCCAUGAAGAAAGCAUCGGGAAUUUUAUAGCAAAUACUCUGAGAAUGUUAUAAUUAAUAAGUAGCUUCCCCUGAAAAUUUUUGCGGCAAAUGAUAUCUUGGUCACAGACCAAUUCUCUAAAUGUUGGCUGUGAGUUGGAAAGAGGCAACAAAAGAAGAGUUUUGAGUAAGAAAUAUAAUCUCAACAUGUUUUUCUUUCUGACAUGUAAAUGCUUCUGCAGGAAGUGGGAUAUACUCGGUAAAGGUUGAGCUCUUCAAGUUUAUACAAGCAGAGAUCAGAUUAGAACAUAAGUCCACCCUUAUACACAAGUAUAUAGCUCUUAACACUAUGAUCAUG
Morus notabilis is the source of this 2124-nucleotide messenger RNA. RefSeq lists its product as uncharacterized. The transcript has 7 exons. Gene Ontology annotation, cellular component: nucleus. The coding region runs from base 55 to 1587 and encodes 510 amino acids. Gene Ontology annotation, biological process: regulation of DNA-templated transcription. The record is from RefSeq and is a predicted model, not a curated record. Lineage: Eukaryota; Viridiplantae; Streptophyta; Magnoliopsida; Rosales; Moraceae. Gene Ontology annotation, molecular function: DNA-binding transcription factor activity; sequence-specific DNA binding.